UUAUUCAACGGUGAAAUGGUAUAUAGACUGUCGAAUGCGGGAACGGUUCACGCAGUUGCAUUUCGAUUAUUGCACUUCGUGGAAACUUACGUGAGUGCUUUCCCUCGGCGGAAGUUGGGAUUGUCGAGGAAAUCGAUUUUGGAAACGAUGUCGUCGGUUUUGAUGUUGAUCUUACUGAUUGUUGGAUCAUACGCUCAGUCCCCAGAUCAAUCGUCCGAUAAAAUUAACGAUGUGAAAUUGACAGAUAUCGUGGAUGAAGAUUCUAUUAUCACGUCGACAUUGAAGAACGUUCAAACCCCUGAAGCAACCACCACGUCGAAGCCAAAUCUCUUCUCCUGGUUUUUCACGCCAUUCGUGCAGAAUCUUCAGAUCGACCCCCAAACUCUCCAGAAUCGUGUCAUCCAGCUCAAAGAGGCGUUGAACAACCUUGGCUUUCGGAAUGAAAAGGAGGGGAAGCAAUUAAGCAACGCGAAUAAUUUAUUGAAUCUCGCUGGUUUGACUGAUUCCGGGUUUUACACCAAUAGAGUGGAACCAGCCGGUUUUUUCGGUGGAAACGGAUGGUUGGCGAACAAAGGUGGACUCUUGGGCGGCCCAGGUGCCAUUCUUUCAACUGGCAGCAUUUUGACGGAUUAUCCCACGGCAUACAGGCGGAAGUAAAGGCGAUUCCUAUAUCAUAACUGAUAGAAAAUGGACUUGACGAUGAUUAAUGAAUUGUUAUAUAGUUGGAAAUGAAUAUAUGAUUGUUAAUGAG
Apis florea (little honeybee) is the source of this 751-nucleotide messenger RNA. RefSeq lists its product as uncharacterized. The record is from RefSeq and is a predicted model, not a curated record. NCBI's taxonomy places the organism in Eukaryota, Metazoa, Arthropoda, Insecta, Hymenoptera, Apidae.